This is a messenger RNA of Corvus hawaiiensis (hawaiian crow), 3053 nucleotides long. RefSeq names its product chromosome transmission fidelity factor 18 (gene CHTF18). The transcript is spliced from 22 exons. The coding region runs from base 38 to 2878 and encodes 946 amino acids. Lineage: Eukaryota; Metazoa; Chordata; Aves; Passeriformes; Corvidae. Gene Ontology annotation, molecular function: ATP binding; ATP hydrolysis activity. The record is from RefSeq and is a predicted model, not a curated record.
CGCGGGGCCGGUGGCGGCGGCAGGGCGGGUGCGGCCCAUGGCGGACGCCGAGGCCGGGGCCGAGGAUGGAGCCGAGGAUGGCUUCUACAAGCACUUCGCCGCCGAGCUGGAGGUGCUGGCCGAGCUGGGAGAUGAGCCAUCCCCACCCGCCGGACCCAAAACCUCCCAGUUCCGGGGCAAAAAGCAGCCGCCGGAGGAGCCCGCCUCCCCCGGGAACUCUCCCGGGGACACCAAUGCCAAGAAGAGGCACCGGGACUGUGUCCCGGCCGUGUCCCCGCCAGCACCCGAACCACGCACCCCGAAGCCGAAGCGGCAGCGCCUGGAGGCUGUUAAGAAGCUCGAUUUUGGCGCAGACGAUGAGUUGGCUCCGGAUGUCUCCUGGGAUGGUGGCCCAGAGGCGCCUCUUGCUCCUCACAAUAGCAGCUCGAACCACCUGGAGAUGAGUGGAAUGAGCCCCCUGCAGACCACACCACCCUUGGAAAAGAAGAGGGUCCUCAGGAGACCCCCCAUCCUGGAGGAUUACAUCAACGUGACGUCCACCGAGGGCACCAGGGUCUUCCUGGUGCUGCGAGAUGAUCCCUGCAGGACAGGGGUGGAGCUCCCGGAUUCCCUGGGCUGGAAUGCUCGCAGGCCGCUCCACUUGCUGGGCGUGCCCUUCUCCUACCUGAAGGAGCAGGUGGAUGAGGAGCGUCGCAGGCAGGUUCUGGAGGCCUCCCAGCAGCUGACAGAGAUCAUAAACAGCUGCCUUGGGAGCGAGCCCAGCACUGAGAGCCCGGAUCCCAGCAUGGACACGGAUCCAGCAGCCGAGGAAGAAUCUGCAUCCCACUGCCUCUGGGUGGACAAGUUCAUGCCCCGGCGCUACAUGGAGCUGCUCAGUGACGAUUACACCAACCGCUGCCUGCUGAAGUGGCUCAAGCUGUGGGACACAGUGGUGUUCGGCAAGGACAAGGCUCUGAAGAAGGCCAAGCCUAGCCCUGCAGCUCAUCCCCAACUCAGCCAUCCCAAGGAGCAUCCCAGCAAGUGGAAAACCAAGGUCCAGCUCACAGAGGAGAUUCUGGAGGCCGAGCUGGACCAGCACAAGAGACCCAAAUACAAGGUGGCCCUGCUCUGUGGCCCCCCUGGCCUGGGUAAGACCACGCUGGCCCACGUCAUUGCCAGGCACGCGGGGUACAACGCUGUGGAGAUGAACGCCAGUGAUGACCGCAGCCCCGAGGUGUUCCGGACCCGCAUCGAAGCCGCCACCCAGAUGAGGUCGGUGCUGGGCUCCCACGAGAGGCCCAACUGCCUCAUCAUCGACGAGAUCGACGGCGCGCCCGCGGCCUCCAUCAAUGUGCUGCUGGGCAUCAUCCAGCGGAAGGAUGCGGAGGGCGAGGCGGGCACGGGGCGGCGGCGGCGGCGUGAGGGGGGAAUCCUGCUGCGGCCCAUCAUCUGCAUCUGCAACGACCAGUACGUGCCCGCCCUGCGCCCGCUCCGGCAGCAAUCCUUCCUGCUCAGCUUCCCUCGCACCGCUCCCUCCCGGCUCGCCCAGCGCCUCAGCGAGAUCACGCUCCGGCAGGGAAUGCGGGCGGACAUGGGCGCGCUCCUGGCGCUCUGCGAGAAGACGGACAAUGACAUCCGCUCCUGCAUCAACACCCUGCAGUUCCUGCACGGCCGAGGGCAGAAGGAGCUGAGUGUGCAGGUGGUGCAGACCAUGAGGAUCGGCCUGAAGGACCAGAACAAGGGGCUCUUCUCCAUCUGGCAAGAGAUCUUCCAGCUCCCCAGGGCCCAGAGGCACAGGAUAGGAAUGGACCCCUCUUUGCCAGCCCAGCUCCUGCUGGGGGAUGAGGACCUGUCACACCCUGGGGGCUCAGCUGGCUUCAAUUCCUCUUCCCACCGCUUCCACCACAUCCUGCACCUCUCCAUCUCCUCGGGAGAGCAGGAGAAGCUGGCCCAGGGCCUGUUUGAGAACUUCCUGAAGAUGAAGGUGCGGGAUUCCAGCCUGGGCUCCGUGUGCCUGGCCCUGGAGUGGCUGGGCUUCUCCGACCUGCUGGGCCGGGCAGUGCUGCAGGGGCAGAACUUCCAGCUGCUGCGGUACCUGCCCUUCCUGCCCGUGCUGUUCCACCUGCUCUUCGCGGCCACCUCCAUCCCCCGGCUGGCCUAUCCCAGCAGCCAGCACGAGGCCCUGGCCAAGCUGACCCAGAUGCAGAACCUGGUGCUGUCCAUGGUGUCGGGGAUCGCGCCCAGCGCCCGGAGCCGUGCAGGGCAGCAGGCGCUGGUGCUGGAGGUGCUGUGCCUGCUGCUGGACAUCAUUGCCCCCAAACUGCGGCCUGUGAACACGCAGCUCUACAGCCUGAAGGAGAAGCAGCAGCUGGCUGAGCUCAUCAGCACCAUGCUCACCUAUAACCUCACGUACCUGCAGGAGCGCCUGCCUGAGGGCCAGUACACCUUCAAGCUGGAUCCGAAUGUGGAGGCCGUGUGCCGCUUCCCAGCGCUGCCGGCCCGCAGGCAGCUCAGCUACCAGGCCAAGCAGCUCAUUGCCAGGGAGAUCGAGCUGGAGAAGAUGAGGAGGACGGAGGCACGGAGCCUGGGCCAGGAUCCUGGGAAUGGCCUCGGGGAGGAGCGAGGGGACCCGGAGCCAGCGGGGUCCCCCAACCACCAGCAGCGCCUGGAGCACAUCGUGAGGAGAGCGGCACUGCACGACAAGCCUGAGACGGAUUUUUUCGGGAGGCCACUCCAGCGGAAAGAGGCGGCCACAGCCCCGGCCCCUCAGGUGUCCAAGGAGGAGUCCCUGGAGAGCCAGAUGGGAAAGGCCGUGGGGAAGAGCGACGUCUGGUUCCGCUUCAACGAGGGCUUCUCCAACGCUGUCAGGAGGAAUCUUUACAUCAGGGACCUGCUCUAGCAGGGCUGGGGGGGAGCCAGGAAUUCUGGAGCUGAAAGUGAAGGCAUCCGCUGGUUUUUGGCUUUCUAACCCCUGGCUGGGGUGUGUGGCCAUGAUCUUGGUGUAGAGUUUUGUAUUACCCACUUAUUUUGUUUAAAAAAAGAAAUAAAAUAUCUCUAAAAAAAUUCAUAAUGAA